Molecule: messenger RNA, 2001 nt
Organism: Aspergillus nidulans FGSC A4
Lineage: Eukaryota; Fungi; Ascomycota; Eurotiomycetes; Eurotiales; Aspergillaceae
Product: rDNA-binding RNA polymerase I transcriptional factor
Exons: 1
Coding region: 1-2001 (666 amino acids)
Biological process (GO): transcription by RNA polymerase I; transcription initiation at RNA polymerase I promoter
Molecular function (GO): RNA polymerase I general transcription initiation factor activity
Source: RefSeq, a predicted model, not a curated record
AUGGAGGAAAUGGAUCUAUCCCUUUCCCCAUCUUCCUCUAUCGCCUCUGAUGCGGACGGACAGCCCAGCCCACGAAAAAAGACCCGAGUACAGUUCGAUGAAGACGUGGAAAUGCGGGAAAUCUCAUACAAUGCUGAAACACAAGGAGGGAGUCAAUGGACAACGGAUAAGAGCGCAGCCGUCGUGCGAGAGGAGGUACGGCGGGCGAUUCAACGGCAUGUUUCUGGAGGCGAUAGCGAAGCCUACGACCGCGUCAAGGAGGUCUUUUCCAUCAACCCUCGGCGGCUGGACGCGAACGGCAUGCCGCCAUCAAAUGUACCUACACACACUACACUGAAACAUCAUCUCAUGGGUCUAUUGUCAAACGUGGCGGCCUUGGAUCGCAGCUGUAAUGGGCUAGUUCAAGCCGUGUUGGACAGCGAGUGGCUCGGGCGCGACGAGUCGUACAUCAAGCUAUAUAUUCGGUUUCUGGGAAACCUUGCAGCUGCGCAGGGAAGCUAUCUGGGUUCUGUACUUAAGAUGUUGGCAAAUUACAUGGGCGAGCUUCCUAGGGGAACAGGGAGGCUACCGGGUUAUCCGCACGUCCAUCCCGCUGAAGCUUACACCCGCGUUCAUAUGGCGAUGCGCCAUGUCUUGCAGCUUGUUCCGUCUGGGAGUGGCUCUCUUUCGCAGAUAAUAUCUUCCCAAUUUCCGUUUGAUACGGAUUCAGCAAAAGCGAACAUCGCCUAUACGCAGAAUCUCGUUAAAGUCAUCCGUUAUGCUCCUGAACUCCAAGCCGAUAUUCUAGCUCUCAUCACUGAAAAGCUGGUGAAGAUCGACGUCCAAAUCCAGGUUGAUAUGGAAGACUUGGAAGAUGAGGAGGGCGAGGAAGUCCUGCACGCCAUUUCUCCAGAGGCUGUGAUGUUUGCUGAGGACCUGGACGAUGAAGAUGACGAUGACAACGCUUCCGUCGUAAGCGACGAGUCUGUUGAGCCGGAAUCUCGACGUUUGAAGACUAUCAAGGAGAACAUCCUCAAACUGGACGGCAUGAUUGACACACUGUUCGAAUACUACGCACCACCCUUCACAUCAGGCACCCUUGACGACAAGGAAAAUGCUCUCGACCUGCUCCUCAGCCAUUUCUCAACUAUCAUUCUACCCACCUACCGCUCUCGCCAUUCGCAAUUCCUCCUUUUUCACUUCUCACAAUCCUCACCAAUCCUGGUCGACCGCUUCGCGGCCACGUGCGUCCAGCUCAUCUUCAACAAAGCGCAGCCCGCCAUUCUGCGCCAAUCCGCGGCCGCGUAUCUCGCCAGCUUCGUUGCUCGUGGCGCCCACAUCUCCAGCGAGGUUGUCCGCGACGUCUUCGACCUCCUUGGCACACACCUCAACAAUCUUCGUCUUGAUUAUGAGCCCUCCUGCCGCGGGCCUGACCUCCGUCGCUUCGGGCCCUUCUACUCAACCGCCCAAGCCCUUCUCUACAUAUUCUGCUUUCGCUGGCGCGACCUGACAACAGCCGCAAUCGAAGGAGACACACCCGAACAAAUCGACGAACUCGAACCCGAAGACAUCACCUUUCCCCCUUCCAUCCGAGAUGUCCUCCACAAAGCCAUCCUUUCCAAACUCAACCCUCUCAAAGUCUGCUCCCCGGCCAUCGUAUCCCAAUUCGCCCGCAUGUCACAACACCUCAAUUUCAUCUACGUCUUUACCAUCCUUGAGACAAACAAGCGUCUUCGCAUGUCUACAUAUCGCAACAUCGCAGCCCUCUCAGAUCCCCGCUAUAGCCAUGUCGAGCGUGAGACCCGCGCCGGCGACGACUUGGGCUACCAGCUAGACGCUUACUUUCCGUUCGACCCGUAUCAGCUGCCCCGGAGUCGAAGAUGGUUGGAGGGCGAUUAUGUUGAAUGGCGUGGGAUUCCUGGUCUUGAUGAUCGUGAUGAUGACGAUGAUAGUGAUGAUCUUGAAGAGCUCUCCGAUGAUGAAGAUGACCUGAGCGAUGGGACGGAAACAGAUCAUGAAUAG